Molecule: messenger RNA, 1699 nt
Organism: Anopheles coustani
Lineage: Eukaryota; Metazoa; Arthropoda; Insecta; Diptera; Culicidae
Product: N-terminal Xaa-Pro-Lys N-methyltransferase 1
Exons: 1
Coding region: 69-842 (257 amino acids)
Biological process (GO): N-terminal protein amino acid methylation
Cellular component (GO): cytoplasm
Molecular function (GO): N-terminal protein N-methyltransferase activity
Source: RefSeq, a predicted model, not a curated record
GAUAGAUUGUGUUCUAAAUUGAAUCGUACUUUGUUUAUUUCACUAAGUGUUCCUUAUCGCUCAUCUCAAUGGACAACGGGUCUGCCAACGAAUUGAACGACAACGAGUCAUCCCAAAACAACGACCACCAACCUACCUCGGAUACAUCUAGCACCACCGAAGAAAACGUGCAAACCGACAGAAUAUGUUCCUACAAUAAUGCCAAAAAGUAUUGGUCCAACGUCUCACCAACCGUUGACGGCAUGCUCGGCGGUUUCGGAGCCAUCUCAUUCAUAGAUAUACGCGGCUCAGAGCAAUUCCUAAAGCACUUGUACAAACUGAAGCCGGCACCGGGACGCAAGCGAGCGCUGGACUGUGGCGCAGGAAUUGGGCGCAUCACUAAGAACCUGCUCGUGCCUUUGUACGAACAAAUUGACCUCGUCGAACAGGAUGAACAAUUCUGCCAGACUGCCCGAGCCGAACUAGCGGACUGUGGCCCUAAGUUGGGUACGGUAUACAAUUCCGGGCUGCAGGAUUUCAGCCCAGAACAAGGACGCUACGACAUUAUCUGGGUCCAGUGGGUAUUGGGCCAUCUUACGGAUCAGGAUGCAGUGCAGUUUUUCAUCCGCUGCACGAAAGGUCUCGCACGAGGCGGAAUGAUGGUUAUAAAGGAAAAUUUCACCUCUAGCAAUAUAGUGGAUGUCGACCAGCAGGACUCUUCUGUGACACGCCCGUUGGCGGUUAUGAAGCAGUUGAUAAAGGAGGGCAACAUGCGUGUUGUCAAGGAGCAGCGACAAACAAGCUUCCCCAAGGAUCUGUAUCCGGUGUACAUGCUUGCACUAAGGCCUGUAAUAAAGAAUUAAAUGCAUGCGCACAUGCAGCAGCAUUCACCAUGGGUUCCUGUUUGCCAUAUAGUUUGCUUUAUUUUUUCCAGAUAGUAUAUUCUUCAUCUUUUCUACAUUCUCCGUUGGUUGCACCGACUGUAUUCGUGGAGUUGUGCUAAACGUUCAACUAGGGUUACCUAUCCUAUUUUUCCUUUUCCUUCUUCGACCCUCAGACUGUGCAGACUGAAAUCAUGUCCAAUCUUCUACUUGUAUUUGAAUUUUUGUAUUAUUUUAUUUAUUUGAGUGUAAAUUCAUUCAAUGCAGAGCGUUGUGAUUAAUUUUGUUGAUUUCCAAGCAGAGAAAAUUACCGUUACUGAUAAUCUUUCAAAAGCGUUACAAUGGAAGUUAGUUUUAAAUAAUUGAACACUGAAUUCAUAUGGAUUUGCACAUGUUGCAACAAUAUCCUAGGCUGGUGGGUGAAGCACACAAUUAAUUCUACCGAUUAUGAUUUAGUACAAAGGGCUUGUGCAUUGGUAGGAUUAGGAUAGAAUUUUAAUUCUUGAUCUAAAGAUAGGUUUAGUUAUUUCACCUGGAUGAUUUGCUAGAGGGGUACCAAUAGAAAAAAAAACCAGGAUUAUAUACUACAUUCACCAUUACUAAUUUUGCGUCACACUCACUGAUUAUUUUGCAAAUGUAUGAUGGAUGAAUUGCAGAGCUAUAGCUUUAUGCUUCUUUCCAUAAUGCUUUGUGUUAUGCGUUAUAAAUAAUGAAUGAGAGUGUAAAAACCAUGAUGUCCGGUUAUGGCAAUGUAGAAGGUUCGUUUAACAUACGUGAAUGAAAAGUACACUCAUCAACAUGGUCUAAAUUGAUGUGUUGCAAGUGUUUUUGGAACAUUU